AUGGACCCUACCAUCCUUGAAGAGCUCGACAAGAGCUCCAACGACGUGUCCUUUCGCGCGCGUCCCAACCACGUCCACCACACAUGGGCCAAGACCUUCUACUCCCUGCCGGAGCUUUACAUCCAGCCCGAGUCCCUCGCCGAGAUCGAAAAGGUGGUGAACCUCGCGCGCAAAUGCCGCCGUCGCAUCGUGACCACCGGCUGCGGCCACUCGCCAUCCAACAUCACCUGCACCUCAAGCUGGCUGGUCAACCUCGACAACUACAACCGCAUCCUGUCCGUGGACAAGUCCUCGGGCCUGGCGGUCAUCCAGAGCGGCAUCCGCCUGUACGCCCUCUGCGAUGAGCUCGAGCGCCACGGCCUGGCCAUGCCGAACCUCGGCAGCAUCAACCAGCAGUCCAUCGCCGGCGCCAUCUCGACGGGCACCCACGGCAGCAGCCUCUUCCACGGGCUCAUGUCCGAAGACGUGCUGGCGCUGAAGAUCACCCUCGCCAACGGCAAGACCGAGAUAUGCUCGCACGAUGAGAACCCCGCGCUCUUCCGCGCCGCGCUGCUGUCGCUCGGCGCGCUCGGCAUCAUCACCGAAAUAACUUUCCGCGCCGUGCGCUCCUUCACCCUGCGGUGGACGCAGACCAUCGAUACAGACGUCAAGAUGCUGAACGCGUGGAAGAAGGACCUGUGGACGCAAAGCGAGUUCGUUCGCGUGUGGUGGUUCCCGUACACCAGGAGAGCAGUGGUCUGGAGGGCGGACAAGACGGACGAGAAACUUGUCGAGCCACCAAGGAGGAACUACGACGGCGCGUUGGGAUACUACGUUUACCACAACCUGCUAUACUUGGCGCAAUAUGUGCCGCGGAUCCUGCCUAUGGUUGAGUGGUUCGUCUUUGGCAUGCAAUACGGCUUCUCCAACGGCUCGACCAUAUCCGCCGUCCAACCCAGCCGCAAGGCCCUGCUCAUGAACUGCCUCUACUCCCAGUUCGUCAACGAGUGGGCCAUCCCGCUCGAACGGGGUCCCGAAGCCCUCCGCCGUCUAUCAUCGUGGCUAAACCACCUAACACCGUCGGACCCGGAUUACGUUCCCCACAAUAUCCCCUUCUCGGCCAAAGGCCUUUACGUUCACGCACCGGUCGAGGUGCGCGUGAGCGAUACGACCCUGACUUCCAACGUGCGGCCGUACCUCGACCCGACCUCCCCCGAUGGGCCGACGCUGUACCUCAUGGACCCGCCCUGCCGAGCGCGGUACUACGAGGCCUUUGAGUGGCUGAUGGAGGAUCUCGGGGGCAAGCCGCAUUGGGCCAAGAACUUUCUUGCGAGCGAGGCGGUGGAGGACUUUUACGGUAGGGAGCUGAGGGAGUGGCGGUCCGUGAGGAACGCGGCUGAUCCGGAGGGUAUGUUUGUCGGACAAUGGCAUCGCGAGAAGGUGCUUGGCAAGGGAGCUAGACUUGCGCUGGAAGAAGCUGAGUCUGGGAGGACACGGACAAAGGAUGGUGGUUUGAAAGUUGCGGGUGUUGUGGGGAAAAGGUAG
Molecule: messenger RNA, 1524 nt
Organism: Colletotrichum chrysophilum
Lineage: Eukaryota; Fungi; Ascomycota; Sordariomycetes; Glomerellales; Glomerellaceae
Exons: 1
Coding region: 1-1524 (507 amino acids)
Cellular component (GO): mitochondrion; membrane
Molecular function (GO): FAD binding; D-arabinono-1,4-lactone oxidase activity
Source: RefSeq, a predicted model, not a curated record